Molecule: messenger RNA, 1569 nt
Organism: Cicer arietinum (chickpea)
Lineage: Eukaryota; Viridiplantae; Streptophyta; Magnoliopsida; Fabales; Fabaceae
Product: threonine synthase 1, chloroplastic
Source: RefSeq, marked provisional
AUGGCGGUGUCUUCUCUGUUUCACCCUUCAUUCUCAACCCUCGUUUUUAACUCCAAACCCACUCACCUAACUUCCAACAGAAACAAUAACCGCUCUCUCUUCAUCGCCGCUUCAUCACUCGAUCCAACUCCUAUCACCGCCGCAAACAACAACAACCACUCUCCACCACCUUCCGCCGCCGACAACAUCAAAGAUAAAGCUCGCCGUCACGUUUCCACUACCAACAACUUCACCGCCAAAUACGUCCCCUUCAAUGCUACUUUCGAUUCCCCUGAAUCCUACUCCCUCGACGAAAUCGUCUACCGUAGUAAAUCCGGUGGACUCCUCGACGUCCAUCACGACAUGGAAGCACUCGCAAAAUUCGAUGGCGCGUACUGGCGCAAUCUCUUUGACUCGCGCGUCGGUAAAACCACGUGGCCUUAUGGUUCAGGUGUAUGGAGUAAAAAAGAGUGGGUCCUACCUGAGAUUCACCCCGACGAUAUUGUUAGCGCUUUCGAAGGCAAUUCUAAUCUUUUUUGGGCUGAACGUUUUGGCAAACAGUUUGUUGGCAUGAACGAUCUUUGGGUUAAACACUGUGGUAUAAGCCAUACCGGUAGUUUCAAAGAUCUAGGAAUGACGGUUCUUGUUAGUCAGGUUAACCGUCUCCGAAAAAUGAACCGUCCGUUAGUUGGUGUCGGUUGUGCUUCUACCGGUGAUACGUCAGCAGCACUUUCUGCUUAUUGCGCUUCCGCCGGAAUUCCUUCCAUUGUUUUCCUCCCGGCGAACAAAAUCUCGACAGCACAAUUGAUUCAACCGGUUUCCAACGGUGCUUUGGUUCUCAGCCUCGACACCGAUUUUGACGGUUGUAUGAAGCUUAUUAGAGAAAUAACUUCCGAAUUACCGAUUUAUUUGGCGAAUUCGUUGAACAGUUUGAGAAUUGAAGGACAGAAAACCGCUGCUAUUGAGAUUUUGCAGCAGUUUGAUUGGCAGGUACCUGAUUGGGUGAUUAUUCCUGGUGGAAAUUUAGGGAACAUUUAUGCAUUUUACAAAGGUUUCAAAAUGUGUAAAGAUUUAGGUCUUGUUGAUAAAAUUCCAAGGCUUGUUUGUGCUCAAGCUGCAAAUGCAAAUCCAUUGUAUUUACAUUAUAAAAAUGGGUUUAAAGAUUUUCAAGCAAUUAAAGCUGAAACAACAUUUGCUUCAGCUAUUCAAAUUGGUGACCCUGUUUCGAUUGAUAGGGCAGUGCUUGCUUUGAAGAAUUGUAAUGGAAUAGUUGAGGAAGCUACUGAGGAGGAAUUGAUGGAUGCAAUGUCACUUGCUGACUCAACUGGGAUGUUUACUUGUCCUCAUACUGGCGUGGCUUUAACGGCUUUGAUUAAGCUUAGGAAUUCUGGGGUUAUUGGAAGUAGUGAUAGGGUUGUGGUUGUAAGUACUGCACAUGGGUUGAAAUUUGCACAGAGUAAGAUUGAUUAUCAUUCUGGAACUAUUCCUGGUAUGGGUAGGUAUGCUAAUCCACCUGUUUCUGUUAAGGCUGAUUUUGGAUCUGUUAUGGAUGUCUUGAAGGAUUUUCUGUUGAGUAAGACCCCAAAGUAG